GAAAACUAAACUACACCUAUUAACCUUUCACUACAUAAUUUCAACUUUCAAAGUGAUCCCCCUUUAUACGUAAAGUACGUACGUUUUAUUUGUGGAAAUUGUGAACGUAUAUAAUAUAUACAUCGCAUUCACGAUGCACUAGGUUUCUCGGAAAAUUGAUAAAUUGUACAAAUUUUGUCUGUCAGUAUUUUCUAUGCACAUUGUACACGCGACAUCAUGUAAUGAUAUAGAUAAUCAGGUAAUUUGCCAACCCACUCACCCGGCUGCUUAAAACAUGCAUAUACUUUGACGCACGAGAGGUUCAACGCUGCUAUGUUCUCGCGAGAAUCGAUAGUUUUAGGGUAAGAGACAGCUAGAGAGGAUGGGGAUGAAGAAGAAACGUUAUGCACGCGUCAUAGUCAGUUGUCAAGUGACAAAUUGAUUAAUGAAGACUAUUAUUAAUGCUUAAUUACAUUGCUAUGCGCUAUUAAAGAUGCACGUUCACGAGAUUAGUCCGGAAGUGUCUAGUUUCGAGGAUGGUAUAUUGGAAUGAAGAUGCUGUUUACGCAUUAUCGAGUUAUAAGGCUUUGGCAUGGUUUGUAGGCACAUGGCCGAUUGAAGAUAAUACUUUAUAUUCAAAGCUGCGUUGGUUGUUUGCGAUCGUAAGCGAGAUCUUGCUAGUAAUAACACUGCUGAUGGAAGUUUACCUCGCCUGCGAGAAUUCUUCCGGGGAUCCGAUUGAUACAUACGUGGUGACCGCAAGUGCGAUGCUGGUAAUUGUGAAACUCACUCUGCUGCGGUUGCAGCGAUCCACACUGUCGACCAAUUUGUUCUCCGCUAUUCAGGACUGGUGUAGCGUCGAGGAUGCGAAAUCGCGCGACAUCAUGAUCCAGCAUGCACGCAUGGCGAGAAUAAUAUCACUAUCCCUGUUUUAUUCCGGAUUCUUUGCUUUUAUGUUGUAUAUGUUGCGGUUGUUACCCGUUGUGACUGCCAAUGAGAGGACAUUUUACCUCCCGACGUCUUGUCUCUUCGAGUCUGUCACCAGCCUCCAGUAUGUCCUCAUUACGUUCUAUCAGGUGGUACAGUUAUUCAUUGCAUAUGCCGGAAACUGUUGCACGGAGGGGAUUUUCGUCGGUAUCACGCUGCAUCUCUGCGGACAGCUCGAACUUCUUAUGAUCGACUUCCAGCAGAUCAGUCGGCGCAGGCACAAGCAGAAGAAGGGCAGCCUCGUUGAAGAAUUUGUCGUCAGACAUCGGCGAUUGCUAAGGCUCACCGAGACUAUCGAAGAUACUUAUAAUAUUAUAAUUUUGACUCAGAUCUUCACUAGCGCCAUUUUGAUAUGCAUAACAGGUUUCGGACUCAUCGAAUCUUUGCAUGUUCACGACACAAUCAUGACAACGAAGAGCAUUGUAAUAAUGAUUGUCAUGUUGCUGCAAUCCUUUAUAUAUUCAUUUGCGGGUGAUAAUUUGAGAGAUCAAAGCGAGGCUCUGUCCUUCGCGGUUUACGACAGCAACUGGUGCGAUUUUUCGACUGACGAUAUAAGAGAUUUAACAUUUAUUAUGAUAAAAACGAAUAUACCUAUCCGUCUGACAGCCGGAAAGUUUUUCUACGUCACGCGUGCCACAUUUACGGAUAUCCUGAAGACUGCCGUAUCCUAUUUAUCCGCCUUACGUGUUAUGAUUGGAAAAGAAGGAGCGAACAAUUGAAAUAUUAUAUAGUUAAAC
This is a messenger RNA of Camponotus floridanus (Florida carpenter ant), 1703 nucleotides long. RefSeq names its product odorant receptor 85c-like. Gene Ontology annotation, cellular component: plasma membrane. Gene Ontology annotation, biological process: sensory perception of smell; detection of chemical stimulus involved in sensory perception of smell. Gene Ontology annotation, molecular function: odorant binding; olfactory receptor activity. NCBI's taxonomy places the organism in Eukaryota, Metazoa, Arthropoda, Insecta, Hymenoptera, Formicidae. The transcript has 3 exons. Bases 516 to 1685 code for a protein of 389 amino acids. The record is from RefSeq and is a predicted model, not a curated record.